GUGAAGUUGGGGUCAGCUUUCCAAAGGAAUUACUUUUAAUCGGGAGUAUAUAUAUCGAGAAUUUGCGUUGUGUUAGGUAAUUAUGGUCUGUUGUCUGUGGUUAGCUAAGUGUUUAUGUUAUGAUGCGGCGUGAGUGAAACGGUUGCGUAUUAAUGUAACGUUGCCUAACUUUUUAAAUACAAACAUCGCGGAAGACAAGAUGGCUUAUAGCGUUACUCAAGAAUACCUUCAGAUACCUCCUGUCACCAGAGCGUACACGACUGCCUGUGUUCUGACAACAGCUGCUGUGCAACUGGAGUUCAUCACACCUUUUCAAUUGUACUUCAACCCUGAACUCAUAUUAAAAAGGUACCAGUUAUGGCGACUGAUCACCAACUUCCUGUUUUUUGGUCCCCUCGGAUUCAGUUUCUUGUUCAACAUGAUCUUUCUAUAUCGGUACUGUCGAAUGCUCGAAGAAGGCUCUUUCCGUGGUCGCACCGCAGACUUUGUCUACAUGUUUUUCUUUGGAGGACUUCUAAUGACUUUCUUCGGUUUCUUUGCCAGUCUGUUCUUCCUGGGUCAGGCUUUCACGAUCAUGCUGGUGUACGUUUGGAGCAGACGAAACCCCUUUGUGCGAAUGAACUUUUUUGGUCUCCUCAACUUUCAGGCACCCUUUUUACCCUGGGUGCUCAUGGGAUUUUCACUGUUGCUAGGCAACUCCAUCGUCAUUGACCUUUUAGGUAUUGGUGUAGGACACAUGUACUAUUUCUUGGAGGAUGUGUUUCCUAAUCAGCCAGGUGGCAAGAAACUGCUGACAACACCUGGACUGUUACGAGCUCUUUUUGACCCGGCGGAGACCGAUCCCGACUACUCCCCUCUUCCGGAAGAUCAGAGCGGCGUGGUCCGGCAGGGACAGGGUCCCGACGGAGAGCCGAUUCAAAGGCAGGAGGAGCAGGAUCGAGAUCUCUAGGAGGCCAGACGCAACCUCGUUUAGGAGCCAGAGUUCUCUACUCUUCGGCGCGUAGGAGCAUCAAGAAGUUAAGGACUAUUAAAGACGACUCAACUCGCCAAGGCUUGUACAGAACCAAAAAGGUCACACAGAUUACAUUUCACCCAAAUGGAUGACCCAGUUUGUCCCCUCUCAGCCACUGUAGUGCCUCCGCCCCUAAAUGAUCAGAUCAAGCUGUUCUCUUUU
Molecule: messenger RNA, 1174 nt
Organism: Chanos chanos (milkfish)
Lineage: Eukaryota; Metazoa; Chordata; Actinopteri; Gonorynchiformes; Chanidae
Gene: derl3
Product: derlin 3
Exons: 7
Coding region: 200-949 (249 amino acids)
Source: RefSeq, a predicted model, not a curated record